CGUUGAAUUGCGAGUGAAAAGUGUUUUGAAUAAAAACUUUUAAUUGUGUUUCGCUUUAACUGUCAUUUGGUUUCCGAUCGCAAGUCAUGUCUUCGGAAGAGGUUCUUGUGCUGCGAAUGAAUAACGAAAAACUCUUGAAAACAAACCGACAGUUGACUGAAAUGUUGAGACUUAUGGACAAGUUUCGGGUUUUGUUGAUAUCAAUGGUCAACAACUGUAAGUGUAAUACAGAGACAAACAUCAGAAUCAGAUUCAAUCUUCUGAUGGAAGAGUAUUAUCACUUGAAUGACACCAAUCCUCUCAAGAGUCACGAUCUUAAGAGCAGUCCAUUGAGUGCACCGGAAGACCACAGUUGUCAUCAAAUUGACGUCAAUUCCGUUGUCUCUAAUCUCUUGACACAAACCGAAGACAAUAGCCUUUGUCUCGACGCUAAUGACAACCCAUUGAUAACGGAAGUGAUAGCACACGACACGAGCGGACAAAAGCAAAGUAUCUUCGAUUCGAUGACCAAAUCAGAGGACGGGAAGGACUUGGAUCUGCGCGAGAGAAUCGCUCGUCUGAAGCGAUACGUCGCGCGACCGAAGAUCUACUCGCGAACGAAGAGGUCGGAGGAGGAGAAGACUGACCACUCGUUUGCGUGCAUUUGGCCCGGAUGUCAGAAACAGUUCAAAGCCAAAGUGGAUAUGAAGACGCAUUUGUGGCGCCACACGGGAGACAAGCAGUACGUCUGCGAAUGGCCCGGUUGUGGCAAACGGUUCCCAAUCAAACGCAAUCUGACGCGACAUCGCGAGACGCACGAAGGCGUCAAAGGGUUUGCCUGCGAUUGGCCGGGCUGCGAAUACAAGUCGUGGUAUCCGCAGGGCGUGAGAGCGCACCGGAAGCGCCACACCGACGAAAGGCCCUAUAAAUGCGAUCACUGCGAGUGGACGUUCCGUCAGAGCCAUCACCUGAAGGCGCAUCUGCUUAAACACACCGGUGAGAAGCCUUUUGAAUGCGUUCACGCGGGAUGUGAGCAACGCUUCCAAUCACGACAGGCCAUGAAGUUUCACUGCCAGCGGACGCACCGACAAAAGGCCGCUCUUUGACCGCAAAACGCG
Molecule: messenger RNA, 1097 nt
Organism: Oppiella nova
Lineage: Eukaryota; Metazoa; Arthropoda; Arachnida; Sarcoptiformes; Oppiidae
Source: the annotation of a GenBank genome assembly